This is a messenger RNA of Ostreococcus lucimarinus CCE9901, 870 nucleotides long. RefSeq lists its product with no specific name. The annotation marks the transcript as partial. The transcript has a single exon. The record is from RefSeq and is a predicted model, not a curated record. Gene Ontology annotation, molecular function: ATP binding; ATP hydrolysis activity. NCBI's taxonomy places the organism in Eukaryota, Viridiplantae, Chlorophyta, Mamiellophyceae, Mamiellales, Bathycoccaceae.
UUGGACAAGCACGAGAGCGUGGAUUGGGACAGCAUCGCGGGCUUGGAGCACCCGAAAGCGGCGGUACAAGAGCUCGCGGUGUGGCCGAUGAUGAAUCCAGAAUUGUUCGUAGGCGCACGUGCUGUGCCAAAAGGCUUGCUCCUCUUUGGUCCGCCCGGUACUGGUAAGACUUUGAUCGGUCGCGCCGUUGCGAGUCAGUGCGGCGCGACGUUCUUCUCGAUCUCUGCCUCGAGUUUGACGAGUAAGUGGAUUGGUGAAGGCGAAAAAAUGGUUCGUGCGCUCUUCGCCGUCGCUCGUCACCUAUCUCCCGCCGUGAUUUUCGUGGACGAGAUCGAUUCAUUGCUCUCCGCUCGUAAAUCGGACGGCGAGCACGAGAGCUCGCGUCGCAUGAAGACGGAAUUUUUAGUACAAAUGGACGGUUUAGGCGGCGGUGAGAACGACAGAUUGUUGCUCAUCGGAGCGACGAAUAGGCCGCAAGAGCUCGAUGAUGGCGCUCGACGGCGCAUGCCUAAGCAGCUGUACAUCCCUCUUCCGUGCGCCGCCGCGAGGCGGGACAUGGUUCUUCGUACGCUCAGCUCUGGCAAAGGCGUCGCGCACAACCUCACCGAUGCCGACUUGGAUUUAAUUUGCGAGAAAACUGACGGCUACUCGGGAUCUGACAUGAAACAUCUCAUCCAAGAAGCCGCGAGAGCGCCCGUUCGUGAGACGUUUCAAAAGACAAAGGACGUUCAAGGUCCGCUCUCGCCAAGUACUCUCAGACCCAUCGUAUUGGCCGACAUUCGCCGCGCCGCUAAGCAAGUGCGCCCUUCUGUGACGAGAGCAGACGUUGAAUUCCAUGAAGAAUGGAACAAAAAUCACGGCGCACUCACG